Messenger RNA from Galeopterus variegatus (Sunda flying lemur), 429 nucleotides. Its product is annotated as forkhead box protein I2-like. The transcript has 2 exons. Lineage: Eukaryota; Metazoa; Chordata; Mammalia; Dermoptera; Cynocephalidae. The record is from RefSeq and is a predicted model, not a curated record. The coding region runs from base 37 to 429 and encodes 130 amino acids.
GGCAAUUACUGGACCCUGGACCCCAACUGCGAGAAGAUGUUCGACAACGGGAACUUCCGAAGGAAGAGGAAGAGGAGAGGAGAGGCCAACGCCGCCGCGUCCCCGAGAGCCAGGAGCCCGGGAGGGGUCCAAGCGCCGGCGCUGGAGGCCCCGGGCGCGGCGUCCCCGGACCCGCAGGCCUCGCCGUCCCCGCUGGCACCCGAGGCCGCCGCCUGCUUCUCCAGCUUCGCCUCGGCCAUGGGCGCCCUGACCGGCGGCCUUGGCACCUUCCCCAGGGGCCGUGCAGGUGACUUUUCUUUCGGGACGGUCACCGCCCACGGUCCUCAGACCCCUGGCCCCGUGUCCAGCUUCGCCCUUGGCCACCCGACGGCGGCCACCAGCUUCCGCGUCAGUCACCUCGUCUACAGCCGGGGAGGAACCGAAGUUUGA